AUGUCGUAUCAAACGUUUGACGCAACGCCAGGCGCUUUAAAUGAAAGUGCUUUGGAGAAUUCCGAUGAAGGGAACAAUCCACUGUUUCCAUUCGGCAAACCGGUCAAAUGGUCAAAUACUCGAACGCAAAUGGUGUUCAUCCGUAAAACGUAUACUCUCUUCACGUUUCAACUCUUGACCGUAUCUAUCGCCAGUCUGUUAUUUCUUCGUAUAGAAGAUUGGCGGCUAUUUGUUGUUCGGCACUUGUGGUUAUGGGGAAUAUCACUGUUAUCCACCUUUUUACUGCUCGUCGGCCUAACAUACAAAUCGAAUGAUGAGUUUCAACCGCCGAUAUUUCUUGUCUUGGUUUAUACUUUUGUUGAUGCCUAUACGAUUGCUGGUUUCAUCGCAGUGUUCAAGAUCGAACCGUUGCUUGAUGCUUUAAUCCUGACUACUGUUGGUGGGAUCGCAAUUUGGAUUUUUACACUCCAAAUUAAAUUGAAAUAUAGGACUAGAAACUCUAUCAAAUUUGCGAUUUCCAUGAUUAUCGUCGCCGGAGUCAUCAUGCACCCACUAUUGUUCCCCCUGCUUGAUGGACUGAUUGCGGUACCGAUUGCAAUUUCCCUUACUGUUUUCUUCAUCUUGGAUUCUUGGUAUUUGAUGCAAACACUGAGCGCGACUGAGUGCUGGGCAGCAGCGAUGCAACUACAUUUGGAUCUUGUUGUACCUCUGAAAAGCCUACAUCAUAUGUGUGAAAUAAGCGCUACUGAUUGA
Molecule: messenger RNA, 753 nt
Organism: Paraglomus brasilianum
Lineage: Eukaryota; Fungi; Glomeromycota; Glomeromycetes; Paraglomerales; Paraglomeraceae
Source: the annotation of a GenBank genome assembly